This is a messenger RNA of Theileria orientalis strain Shintoku, 2235 nucleotides long. RefSeq lists its product as hypothetical. Gene Ontology annotation, biological process: DNA replication; DNA replication initiation. Bases 1 to 2235 code for a protein of 744 amino acids. Lineage: Eukaryota; Apicomplexa; Aconoidasida; Piroplasmida; Theileriidae. Gene Ontology annotation, cellular component: nucleus; nuclear origin of replication recognition complex. Gene Ontology annotation, molecular function: DNA replication origin binding. The record is from RefSeq and is a predicted model, not a curated record. The transcript is spliced from 8 exons.
AUGUGUGAGCAGGAAGGCCUGAAUGUGCGGAGUAAAAAUGUGUGGCUACCCGUAGACAAAAAUGAGGUAAAAACAGUAAAGAAGAAGGAAGACCACAUGGAGUCGGCGAGAGAGGAGAACGAUGUCGAGUAUCAAUUAAAUCAACUGAUAGGCAGUGGCGAUGAUUCCGUGCCAAUAAUACAAGUAAUUGGGCCGUAUACGUGCGGGAAGACGGAAACGAUCAAAAAAUACAUGAAAAAGAACAAAUAUGUCUACACAUAUAUGGAUUUAUCAGUAUAUCAGCACUGUUCGAACGGCGGAGUACUUUUGGAGUAUGAGUGGAACAGGUUUAAAGCCAGUGUGUUAGAAGGCCUGGACUGUAAGAGCGGGGAGCUGAGGACCUUUAACAUGGAAAACGGAAACAAGCUGAUACAGUUCACGAGGCUGCUAUUUAAGGCCAUGAGUGAUAUGAGUGGAAGGUCUGACGUGAAGGCGGAGGACGAGGAGGAGGCUUCGGAGAGUCUAACGACUAAGAAGCGGAGGCUGGGUGCUGGGGGUUCUAGAGGGAAGCCAAAAAGGCCCACAAAAUCCGCGGGCAAGGCAAAAAACAGCUACGACAACAGUACCAGUAACACCGAUAAUAAUACCAAUAACGAUGGUAGCAACGAUAGUAACAAUAACACGGAUAGUAAUACCAGUAACGACGAUAAUACCAAUAACACGGAUAAUACCAAAAACAACGACGCCAACAACGAUAGUAGCAAUAACACGGAUAGUAAUACCAGUAACGACGAUAAUACCAAUAACACGGAUAAUACCAAAAACAACGACGCCAACAACGAUUGUAACAAUAACAACGAUGAUGAAGCUACAUCACCGAGGAAUGAAAGGAAAAUAUUCUAUGUGUUUGACAAUUUUAACGACUUGAUAAACCAGAACAACAAGCUGUUGAUCAACAUACUUAAAAUCCACGAGUAUCUUCACAUUAUAGACUUGGAUCAUAGAACGAUGAAUGAGGGGAAGCGCACAGUAUACAAGGGAAACAAGUUGGUUCUUAUACUUAUAGGAGCAUAUGAAGUGCCAAUAAACUUUCAAUUUAACUUGCCGAUGCCAAAAGUAUUCAUAUUUCCUUCGAAAACAAGGGAUGAGUUGGUGAAUCAAAUAGUAAAGGCGACAAGGAUAAGAGAGAGUUUUGUAAAAUACGUAGUUCAAAUACUGUUCAACUAUUACCACAACGACAUAAAGUCAAUGUUGCUAUACAUAAAUUUAUUGUGGAAUACCUAUAAGAGUAAGUAUAAGGUAGACGAUGGAGAUGAGGAGAUGGGAUUAGGAGAAGGUUGGGAAGAAAGAGUGUUGGACGUGCACCUCUACAACAUAAUAAGUAACUAUAAGACGAGAUACAUGAGUGUCAUAACAGAGAGUGAGUACGGUAAAAUGAGUCAAGUACAAGACAGUUAUGGGAACAGAAGCUAUACCAGUUACAAUGAAUACAAUGGCUACCACGUAGGUAACAAUGUGUAUAAUAACAGAGUUGGCUACAGCGGGUACAGUGGAUACAAUAACAGAGUUGGCUACAGCGAGUACGGUAACGACAAUAGUGGACGGUGUGGAUAUUACAGUAGUUUGAGCAAUUGUAGGAAUAUAAUAGGAAACAAGCUGUGUAAAAUAAUCAUACUGAGCGGAUAUGUGUCGUCAAAAUACACGUUUCAUUCAAACACACAGUACUAUAAAAGAUACGUAGUGCCGAAUGAAAAGAAGACGGAAAAGGAAACGGUAAACAAGGUUAAAAAAAAUACAAGAAAAGUAGUAAACAAAGAAAAAAAAGAAAGUAAAAAGGGUAAAAGGAGCGAAGAAAACGUAGUUAAGAAAGGAGAAUUUGAUUUAAAGUACUGGCUAGCCGUAACGCAACUGAUGCUGAUAGCAGCAAAGUUGAAAAGAACAACAAACUAUGAAAUAUACAAACACGUAAGAACAUCAAAUAGAAACACAGAUAAAGAUGUCGAGGAGGGAUACGUGCACAUAAUUAGCGGAAAUAGAACUAACUUGGUAAUAGGGAAGAGCGGUCUCCUGUUUACGGACUACACAACGAACCUGAGCAACAACAGUGGAAAGUAUAACCUGAAUAACCUAACACUGCUAAACAGUAACUUAAAGUUCUGCCUAAACGUAAGUGAAACGAAAGUCACACGGGAGUUCAUAAGUGAUAUUGAGAAGGAUGUUGAUCUAGAUGUACACGCAAUGUUUAAUAUUUGUUAA